CAGCUGAAGACUUUGCAUUGUCCUUUUCUAGGUCAUAUUGUAACGCCAUUUACCCCCGAGGCGUAUAGUAUAGAGGGAAUGGAUGUUUAUGAAUACUGCGCUUUUGUGCUUCUGUUCUCCCUGGGAAAGAAAUGACAGAUAGCUAUGGCUGCCUUAGGGCAAGGCUUCUGAAGGGUCCAAAGAUUCCAGCCUGAGGACCGCACGCUGAGCAGCUGAGGGACAAGGCUUUACCGCGCAUUUCGCAUAUUGGAAUAUUCGCUUUCGUUUUUGUAGAAGGAAAAGACGCUUUAAGUGUGUACAGUCCCUCAGUAUCGGCUCCACUGUAGAAUCUCCGAGGAGCAAGGGGAAGGGGAAGACCUUCCUCUCACGCCCUCCGGGGACUUUCUUCACUAGUUGUGUGGCAGUAGACGACCAGGUUGCCGCUGAAGCUUGAAGGACGUGCUGAGCUAUAAACUCUUUAGAACCCAGUUCGUUGCAGAUAGUCUUAAUAGUAUAGCCUUAGUGUUUUGAAGUGUGCAUAAACUGUGUUGUGGUAGAGAUAAUUUCCGCUACUUUUGGAUCUUACAGCUUUGCUUACAGUGUUCUCCAAGUUGAAAAGGUGCAAAAGACUUAGUAGUUGCUGUGAACUUCACUUAAUCCCCACGAAAUCUAACUAGCCCUAGCCACCUUCCAGCCAUGCCGGCCGGAACAGAUCAUUAUGUGGGCGGGACCAAGCAUUUCGAAUGCAGGGUCAAAGGCCACCCACGCCCGAAUAUACGCUGGUUCAAAGAUGGGACAGAGAUCACGGAUAACCCCCGAUACAAGUUCGACCACACCCACGAGGGAGUUAUCUCUAUGGUGAUCGAAAACAUUAUACACGAUGAUGAAGGACAUUACAGAUGCCGUGCUGAGAACUCCGAGGGUUUGGCUUCCACUUCGGCUUACCUGUUUGUCAGAGCGCACAAGGAGCACCCAGAAGAAUCUCACACGUCCAUCCAUGCCAUGGAGAUCGAGGAGGUGGUGCUCGCGGGGAAAUCUUUGCGUGGUGCCUCCACGAAAAGCGCAGAACCUCACUUUCAGACACCGAUCGAAGACGUGGAUGAAAGCCACUCCAAAGUCCGGAGACUCUCUGCCGAGGAGGAGGAAGUGGUCCGAAAGUCCUUUGAACAGGUCAUCGAAAGUGCCGAGAGCACUAGGGUCAUAUCCUCAUCUGUGAAAACGAAAGUUGAACAAGAUUCUCAGAAGAUCAGCGCGGAUCUAAGAGAAAAGUCUUACCAUUCAUCUGACGAUUCGGGUGAUGAUGUCGACUCGGUGAAGUUGAAGACCAUAAGUGAGCGGUCGGAGACGUCCAUUCAUGAUUCACUCUGUGACUUUGCAAGCGACGGAGAGAGGUCUCUUCUUAUGGAACAGACCAGCAGAAUCUUUUCUGAAGAACUGGGACUUAACGGAGAGGUUAAAACAUCGGCUUCUUAUGAGUCUAUGUCUUCUAAGUCAGAAUCAUCAAUGGUUGUCAAGAAAGAAACAAAAGACGGCAAAACUAUCUCUUCAACUGUGGAGUCUUCUUCUUCCUCAUUCUCUUCGUCCUCAAAAACAGAAGUAAGAUCAACGAAGUCUGUAGGGCAAAAGACUGUUGCUGUCUCCAAGGAAGAGGUGGAGGAGGAGAGUUACACAGAGAGUGAAACCGGCAGUGAGGUGGGCUCUGUGGUAGGAGUAGACCAGGCCAGGAAGAAAGUGACCAAACAGGACUCCAAGGAGAAAGACGAGACAGAUGGAACGACACGCGGAAGAGACAUCUCUGGACUACUGGAUGAUGACAAGACACAAGAGGUGGUUGAGCAGCGUUCGUCUUGGGUAGAACAAGUGUCAACUGAGACGCAAGCGGAGAAGACAGAGACUGUUACAGAGGAAAGCCAAGCAGCCAGAGCUAAAGAAGAGAAGCCACGCUUAGUACAGACUCCAGAGAAGAUGGAGGUCCAAGCAGGGAAGACACUAAAACUACGAUCUACCAUUGAAGGUUCUCCAAAUCCCCAAGUCUCAUGGUCCCGAGAUGGACGGAGUUUGCAGGCGGGAGAACGCAUCACCAUGGUAACAGAGAAUGACGUGUACACUCUGGAGAUCCGGGAGACGGGACCAGAGGAUGCUGGGACGUACAGGCUCACGGCCCGUAACUCUGUUGGAGAAAUCUUUACGGACAUCCCGGUUACUGUUACUGGAUCAAGUCCAUCGGAGGAUGGGCGGUUAGAUCUGACAGCAUCUGUGAACAUCCCACGGUUUGUGAUGCAACCCCAGGAUGUGAGCGUCUCCGAGUUCGAAACCAUCAAGCUGGUAUGCACAGUCAGAGGCGAGCCCAACCCAAGUAUUUCUUGGGAGAAGGACGGCAAGAAACUCCGAGCCAACCGUCGCAUGCGCCUGUACGAGUCACGUGGUUCUCACUACCUGGAGAUUCCCGAGGCAGAAGCAGACGAUGCCGGAGAGUACGUGUGCACGGCUGUCAACUCCCACGGCACUGUCUCCGCUACUGUACACGUCACAAUAGAAGGCAUGGAAUCCAUCAUUUCUACCAGCGAAUUAGCAGACGAGCAAGGAGCAAUGGCGGCCGCCGCACCUCUUGACGUCACAGACUCGUCUGACAAACCAGAUAUCACUUGGACAAAAUCUGGAGUGAAGCUUAGAGAUGGUGGCCGAGUGGUCAUCCGUUCAGAAGGAGAUUUGUACAUUCUGGAGAUCAAAAACGCCACAUCGGCAGACGCGGGGACAUACCGAGCCACAGCGCUCAAUAUGGAGGGAGAGACAUACACAGACAUCCCUGUCAGCGUAUCCAGCCCAUCAAAGGAGCCAAGCGUGGAGGUAGAUCCUAACUUCCCGCGGUUCGAGGAGAUGCCCAAGGACUUGAUUGUGGCAGAGCGGGAGGACAUCAACCUAACCUGUGUAAUCAAAGGAGAUCCACUUCCCAAUGUGAAAUGGGAGAAAGACGGACGCCGAGUGAGGUCUGGCCGAAGGAUCCGGGUGUAUGAGUCACGUGGUUCUUACUGCUUGGAGAUCCGAGAAGGCGAGGUUCAGGACAGUGGCGAGUACGUGUGUACUGCCACCAACUAUCACGGCAGUGUCAAACAUACUGUGAAGGUCAACGUUGGAGGCCCGAUACCAACUGCUGGAGAAAAACCACCAUCCGACCUUCCAAAGGAAGAGGUUCCAGCUCCGGCCAAGACAGAAGAACAACCAUCUGAACCUAUCAAAGAGGAAAUUACACCUGAAGCCGAGCCUGCUACUGAAGAAAUACCACCAGCGCCUGAGAAGGAAACCACUGCUCCAGGAGGCAAGACAGACGCAGAGACAGCCUCCUCCAAGCCUGCUGAGGAAGACCUUACUGCAAAAUCCAAAACAGACCUCGAGGAACCACCGCAAAAGGUGGAAGAAAAUGAAGAGGAAAAAGAAGAAGUAAUUGUGCAGACAAAGCCGAAGCUGGUCAAAACGGUUGAGGAUGUCAAAGCAACGUCUGGAGGAAAAGUAACUCUCAGCACAUCUAUCGAAGGAACUCCUAAGCCAACAAUUACAUGGUCAAAGGGAGGCAAGACAAUCCCAGACAGCGGACGUUUCUCUGUCACGUGUGAAGGUGACGUGUACACCCUGGCGAUUAAUGACGCCACAGAGGCUGACAGUGGCACAUACAGAAUUACUGCCCAUAGCUCUGCUGGAGAAACUUACACAGACAUAAAUGUCAACGUUUCCCCAGCAGAGACCAAGAAACCAGAACCUACUGUUGAGGUAGAUCCCAACUUCCCAAGAUUCGAGGAGGCACCCUCAGACGUGGCUGUCAGAGAGCUGGAGGAGAUCAAACUGGUCUGUGCUAUUAAAGGAGACCCACUUCCCAAUGUGAAGUGGGAAAAGGACGGACGCCGAGUGAGAUCUGGCCGAAGGAUCCGAGUGUACGAGUCACGUGGUUCUUACUGCUUGGAGAUCCGGGAGAGUGAGGCCCAGGACAGUGGCGAGUACGUGUGUACUGCCACCAACUAUCACGGCAGUGUCAAACAUACUGUGAAGGUCAACGUUGGAGGCCCGGUACCAACUGCUGCAGCAGAUGAAGAACCCCCUUCAGAGCCUGCUACAGAGCAGAUUGAAGCUCCAGCCAAGGCAGAAGAACCAAAACCUGAACCUGUUGAAGGAGCCAUUAAACCUGAGGCCAAGCCCGAAACAGAAAAACCAGCAGAAGAAAUCACUACACCUCACGGCAAGACAGACACAGAACAACCAGCUGCUGAACCAGCUGAAGUUUCUCCAAAGUCCAAACCAGUGGAAGAAGAACCAGUUGAGAAGACACCAGAACAGAAAGAGGACAAGAAAGAAGAAAUCGUUGAGCAGACAAAACCAAAGCUGGUGAAAACAAUGGAGGAUGUGAAAAUAACAGCUGGGGGAACAGUUACUCUCAGUGUUUCCUUCGAAGGUGAGCAUCCGUUAGAUUUCUGCUAUUGGAAUAGAACGCCCAAACCAACAAUCUCGUGGUCCAGCGGUGGCAAGGCAAUCACAGACGACGGACGCUUCUCUAUCAGGUGUGAAGGUGACGUGUACACCCUGGAGAUCAUGAAUGCCACAGAGGCUGACAGUGGCACAUACAGAGUUACUGCCCUUAGCUCUGCUGGAGAAACUUGCACAGACAUUCAGGUUGAAGUUGCUGCUGCCGAAGUCAAGAAACAGCAACCCAGUUUGGAAGUGGACCCACACACACCAAGAUUUGAGGUGGCGCCUACGGAUGUGGCAAUCGGCGAGUUCGAAGACAUCAAACUGGUUUGUUCUGUUCAAGGUGACCCAGCGCCCACAGUGACGUGGGAGAAGGACGGACGCCGAGUGAGGUCCAGUCGUAGGGUCCGUCUGUACGAGUCACGUGGUUCUUACUAUCUAGAGAUUCCUGACAGUGAGGCCCAGGACAGUGGCGAGUACGUGUGUACGGCCACAAACUCUCACGGCACUGUCACCCACACCGUGAAAGUUCAAGUUGGAGAUAUUCAAACAUCUACAACCACAACAGAGGAAGCACAGGAGACGGGUGUACUAACAGUGGAGGCGGACUCAGAGAUUUCUUCCUCUCAGACAACCGAAGAGAAGACUUCCACAGAAACCAUAAGCAGUGUGGAGGUGGAGGAGAGUCAGUCACGUGACGUAACAGCUGAGGUGACACAGGUGGAAAGCAAGCCCACAGUGGUUCAGAAGCCUGAAAACAUAAAGACAGAGGCGGGAAUCUCGCUUACAAUCAGCACAACUAUUGAAGGUACACCGAAAUCAGAAGUCAAGUGGUCAAAGGGAGGUGAAAAAAUCAAAGAUGGCGGUAGGUUCUCAAUUUCGUCAGACAGUGAUGUGCACACUCUGGAGAUCAAGGAUGCCACCGAAGCAGACACCGGGACUUACAGAGUUACCGCCCUUAGCUCUGUUGGGGAAACUCAUACAGACAUAGAAGUCGCCGUAGCGGCUCCGGUCAGCUCACAGUCGACAGAGAUCACGGAAGCCACACCCAGUGUGGAAGUGGAUCCACAUGUUCCCAGGUUUGAAGUAUCGCCACAAAAUGUCACCGUCGCUGAGUUUGACGCGGUUAAACUCGUUUGUGCUGCCAAGGGUGACCCAGCGCCGACAGUGACGUGGGAGAAGGACGGACGUCGUGUGAGGUCCAGUCGUAGGGUCCGUCUGUACGAGUCACGUGGUUCUUACUAUCUAGAGAUUCCUGACAGUGAGGCCCAGGACAGUGGCGAGUACGUGUGUACGGCCACCAACUCUCACGGCACAGUCACACACACCGUGAAAGUUCAAGUUGGAGAUGUUGCCACUUCGAGCUCCGCCCUUACUGAAGACACAGCGAGUCUGGAGGUACAGGCAGAUUCGGAAAUAUCCUCCUCCUUGGCUGCCGAAGAAAAGACAUCUCUCGAGGCAUCUGCCUCUGUUGAUGUGGAGGAAAGUCAGGUGACUCAACUGUCAGCUGAGGUGACCGAGGUCGAGAGUAAACCCAAGUUCGUUGACAAAUUGGAGGAUGUCAAGAUAGAGGCAGGCAGUUCUAUCAAGAUCAGCACCACUAUUGAAGGGACACCCAAACCAGAAGUCACUUGGUCGAAGGACGAUAAAGUGAUUAAAGACGGCGGUCGCUUCUCUGUGACGUCAGAGACAGACACGUACAGCCUGGAGAUCAGGGAGGCCACAGAGUCAGAUUCAGGCUCUUACAAGGUUACAGCCCUUAGCUCUGUAGGAGAGUCAAGCUCGACCUUUGAGGUCAGCGUGGCUGCCGCUGAUGUGUCCGUUGAAGAGGUCAAGAAACCGAAGCCAAGUGAAGAGGUGGACCCCCGCAUUCCCAGGUUUGGCGUGGAACCUCAAAAUGUGACUGUUGCUGAGUUUGAGUCUGUCAAGCUGGUCUGUGAAGUGAAAGGUGACCCAGCGCCCACAGUGACGUGGGAGAAGGACGGACGUCGUGUGAGGUCCAGUCGUAGGGUCCGUCUGUACGAGUCACGUGGUUCUUACUAUCUAGAGAUUCCUGACAGUGAGGCCCAGGACAGUGGCGAGUACGUGUGUACGGCCACAAACUCUCACGGCACCAUCACACACACCGUGAAAGUUCAAGUUGGAGAUGUUGCCACUUCGAGCUCUGCCCUUACUGAAGACACAGAGAGUCUGGAGGUGCAAGCAGGUUCGGAGAUAUCCUCCUCCUUGGUAAGUAAACUAUACAGGCUUUAG
This is a messenger RNA of Aplysia californica (California sea hare), 6687 nucleotides long. Its product is annotated as muscle M-line assembly protein unc-89. Gene Ontology annotation, molecular function: axon guidance receptor activity. Gene Ontology annotation, cellular component: neuronal cell body; plasma membrane; axon. The record is from RefSeq and is a predicted model, not a curated record. Lineage: Eukaryota; Metazoa; Mollusca; Gastropoda; Aplysiida; Aplysiidae. Gene Ontology annotation, biological process: synapse organization; homophilic cell-cell adhesion.